Messenger RNA from Cinara cedri, 11353 nucleotides. The record is from the annotation of a GenBank genome assembly. NCBI's taxonomy places the organism in Eukaryota, Metazoa, Arthropoda, Insecta, Hemiptera, Aphididae.
GAACUUACGUCACUAUUUAUAUUAUUUCAUAGUACAGAAUUCGAGAUAAACAAUUAUUAAUUUAAUGUUUAUUUCAUUUUAUUGAACAUUUUAGUAUUUUAAUAUAUAAGUAUUUCUCACGUUUUAUGUCAAUACAAUUAGCUAACUAUUGAUACAUAUUCUACCUAUAAUAAUACUAUUUGAAGUUGGCGUAUUAAAUACAAAAUAUAAUGUUGUGACGUGAUUAUUUAGUUUAUUUAAACAUAUUUUUUAUUUUUUGUACAUUGAAUAUAACUAUUUCAUUGAAAUGACUUGGGGUUUUGUUACUUGCGGUCCUAAUGAGGCUCUUGUUAUAUCAGGUAAAUUAAAACAUCUCUAAUUUUUAUUAUAAAGUACAAAUAAUUUUAUAUUUAUUAAUUUGUCUAAUUAAGAAUAUACCUAAUACUAAUAUUAAAAAAUAAUACAUUUUCUUUCUCUAAAUGAUAACUUAAUUAUACAAUCAUCAUAACUAAUUAAUAAACCUAUUAGUAUAAAAUUAUGAUUUUUAAAAUACUAAAAUAGUUUAGUAGUUAUACAGUGUGAUUUUUUUAUCGCGAACCAGUAAUUAUUUCAAUAGAUUUUAAGUGAAUUUAAUUUCUGUUUUUUUUUAUCUUUAUGUUAUUGUUUAACACAUUGACCGACAUAACUGCUAAAGCAGUAAUAUGUGAAAUGUCAUAUUACGCCCGCCAAUAUUGCGAAAGCAGUAAUCUUUUCAAUGGUAUAGAAUCAUAGAAGACAGUGGACUGCUACAUUAUGGCAGUCUACACUGACAAAUUACAUAGAUUUUGGAUGCAGGUAUAGCACUACUAAUAUGACAGUAAAAAUUAUAUAACAAUUGUCCGUCAACGUGUUUAGCUUACUGUUUGCAUACUUUCGAUUUUCAAAUAGAAACCACCCUUUUUGAACACAGAUUUGAAUAGAGAAUAGGGUAAUAAAUUGUUUAUCUAUGACCCUUCUCUACUCCUCCGGUCUAAACUUAAAUUGUUUAAUUCAUAAACAGUAAAUCUGAUAUUAGUGUUAUGCCUAUUAAAAUUUCUAGAAAAAUAUUCUCUAUUCAAAUCUGUGUUCAAAAAGGGGGGUUCCUAUUUGAAUAUCAAAAGUAUGCACUUAUUUAAGGUAUAUGUAAUAGGAGUUAAAAAUCAAAAAUAGUUUUAAAAUAAAGCUUAAACAAUUCCAUAAUGAUUAGAAAAAGACAGAAAUCAAAUUCACUUAAAAUCCUCUGAGAUAAUUGUUAUUUCAUGAUAAAAAAAAUCAUAUACCUAAUUUUUUAAAUUUACUUUUUUUUUCAGGAUUUUGCUAUAAUAAACCAAAUUUAGUACCCGGUGGAAGAGCAUUUGUUUGGCCUGUUUUACAAUAUUGCCAGAAGUAAAUAUAUUAUAUUUUCUAUCUAUAGCAAAUAAAUGCAAACUUGUAAGAAUGAAGAUUCUAUGAUCAUCUUAAGAAUUUUAGAUAUCAAGCAUAACGAGUGGGAGCUAUUGGUUUUACUUAGAUGUUUUUUCUUUCUUCUAGUUUGUGGACAUAUUUUCCUAAUAAACUUGCUCCAAUUUUUACAUGUAGCACUUUUUUAGAAAGCUCAAGUUGUUAAGAUUGCAUUUUAGAGAUCAUUUUUUGAUUUUAAGUGUCAUUUUUUUUAUAAAUAAAAGCACUUAAGUGUGAAAAAACGUACAGUUUCACAGUUUCAUUAUUUUAUAAAAACACGGAGGUUUUCUACCAAAAAAAAAUGAUUUAAUCGAAAAAUCACAAGACACCUUUUUUGUUGCGUUUUUGAUUUACUUUCUUAUGGUAUCAUUACCAUAACUUUUGAGCUUUUAAGGAAUUUUAAUUUUUGGGAGAUUAUUUUGCUGCAAUUCAGUUAUAAAUACACGUAGAUACUUGAAACUUGGUAAUAAUAUUUAUAUUGGACUUACCUAGACAUAGAAAUAUUUCUAAAAUGAUCGGACAACUUUUUUUUUUAAUAAGCGUUGUUUUUGAAAUGAAGUUUUAAUAAAAAUCGUAUAAAAAAACGGCACUUCAAAUUAUUUACUACCGAGCUGUGCUACAAUUUCUAUUCGAAUUUAGAAAUAACAUAGAUAAGUGCCUUGGAUAAUAUUAAAACAAUUAAUAUUACCUAUUAUUUUAUGUUUUUAAUUUUGUUCUCUAUUUUGACAAGGUUGGCUUACUAAUGAGACAUGGGUUUUAACUUUCAAGUUCAAUUUUUCAAAUUUCUCAGACAGGUUUCUAUAUUUAUUUAUCUAGAUGAAUUACGUUAGAUAACUCAAUUAUUCAUCUUAGAUAAUUCAUCAAAUAACUAAUUUUGUUUAUUACCAAGAUAAAAUAAAAGAUAAUUAAUUAUUUAUCUAGAUAAUUUAUUUAGAUAAUGCUCAAUACUGGUUACAACAACAUUACGAUAAGUAAAAUGACAAUCUGUACCAAGUAUAAACGCUGCAAAUUAUUAUUAUAUUAUAUACCUACUAAUCAAAAAUACCAUGUCUUUAUUAAUAUAUACAGCAUUUUUACCUAGUAAAUAUGCAUUUUUCAACCAUUUAUGGCACUUUGUCAAAACCAAUAUUGUUUUAAUAAUCGUUUUAUCAAAUAAUAUUACUGGCAUAUUUUAGGCAUAUUAAUCUAAAAUGUCUGAAUUUUAUGAUUUUUUUGAUGUAUAUAACUAAUUUUACAAUAUUUAUUUUUAGGAGGCAGUUUAUAUAUAGAGCUGUGAAUAUUAAAUAGUUUUCAAUUUUUUUUCUUUUCAAAUGGUUUGUCUUCGAAGGGGAACAAAGAUUUGGAAAAACAUUACAUUUUUAUUUUCAUCCUCUUAGUACGAAAAAAAAAAAUAACUUUAUGUAUUCAUUUUACAAAAUGUUGUAAAAGAUAUUAUUGAAUAUUAAUUGUUUUCACACUUUUUUUCUAGAAAUUAAAAUGGCUAUUACUAAGAAAUUAUUCAUCAAAUAUGAAUGUGUGAUACAUUAAAUUUUUAGAAUAAUAUCUUUUACAAUAUUGUUAUUUUGAAAAUUUUGUAAAGUGAAUAACUAAAGUAAUUUUUUUUGUUUUUAGGGGAUGAAAAUAAGUAUUUAAUUUUUUUUCCAAAUUGAUUUCCCCCUUGAAGAUAAACCGAUUGAAAAAAAAAAUGAAAAAUAUUUAAUAUUAACAGCUCUAGAAAAAUCUGUCAAACAUGUUGGGACACACUGUAUAAGUUAUCAAAUUAUCAUUAUUAAGUUUAGCAAAAAUUGUGCAUAGUAAAGCUUUAUUUUUGGGGGUAAAACCACUAUCUACUUUUGAUUUUCAAAUAGCAACCUAUUUUAAAAAUUCCAUAAAAAGAUGGAGUAUUAGUUAAAAUCAAUUUUAGUGUUUACGUUUUUUUAUUUCCGUUGAUUAGUUGAUAAGAUAUUCCACUUUUAAGUUAAGGUUGGGGGAGAGUAGUGGAGUUUGUACGGCACGAGACGUGUUAAUAAUGCACCAUUACUUCCUUCAACUCAACUUAAAUGGAUCACCUGGUAUAAUAUUACUCUGUUAUUUAAUUUGCACAUAAUGUAAAAUAGGACCUUACCCGUUAAAAUAAAAUAUUAUAUUAUAUUUGUGUAUUUUUGUAAAAAUAAAAUUAUUUUUGUGAAGUUAAUUUAAAACAAGUUUAAUGUUUAAUAUUUAAAUUAAUUUGUUUUGCAUUUUUGUAGAAUAUGUCUGAACACUAUGACAAUUCAAGUUGAUAGUCCCAAAGUAUAUACAAGUCAAGGUGUGCCAUUAUCUGUUACUGGCAUAGCUCAGGUAAAGUGUUUACAUUAAAGUAGCAUUAUAAAAUUUAUUAAAUAAAUAAUUUUAUCAAAAAAAAAAAGUUAAAACUUGAAAACUAAAUUUUAAAAUAAUGCCAAUUUUAAGUAUCCCAUUAGCGAUGUCACCAUUAGUUUAAUAUUGUUCAUUAUAAAACCCAUCAUGUUUAAAGCUUUUGAUUUUAUUUAAAAUGUUUUAGUUUAGUGUUAAUUAAAACAUUAUAAUCAAUGGCAUAAGUUAUCAAUAGUCUGGGUUUUUAUAUAUUGUAACUGAGUAUAUGCAGUCUUAUGCAGGUAAAGAAUGUAGAUGAUUUGUUCAACCCAGGUUCCAGAGUUCACAGGAAAAAGUAUUUUUUUUUUAUACUUGAUAAUAUUACAGGGAUUAGAAAAUAUUUAGUAUAAUCAGCAUAUUUUGGAAUAGUUUAUAAAUUGCUAGACAAAAUUACUAAUAUGUUGUUAUUUUAAAUUAUUAUUAAUUUUGAUGUUGAUUUUGACAUUCAACAACCACUACGUAUAUACAAAUAUUUUUUUUAUCAUUUAGAUAAAGUAAAAAGUAAAAAAAAUACAUAUUAUAAAGCAUACUGGGCAAUUUGUUUUAUCGUUAACCAUUAUUUCGAAAAGUAUUGUCUAUUUUUUAAGUAUUAUUAUUUUACUUUUUUUCAAAAACAUAAGAAACAAUUAUUUCUUAAAUGUGACAUAAAUCAUUUUUUUUGUCACCCUUAUUGUUGAGGUUGAAACGUUUACAUACUUUUGAUUUUAAAAUUGCAACUUAUAGUAACAAUGCUUUCAAUAGAUGGAGACAUUGUUAAAAUAAAUUUUGGUGUUAACAUUUUUGAUUUCUCUCUAUCCGUUGAUGUAAAAUUCCACUUUUAAGUUUCAGUCAGAGUGAGUAGUGGAGCAUCAUUUGUGUGAAGGCAUGACAAUGCGUUUAAAUAAUGCACCACUACUCCCCUUCACCCAAAACAUAAAAGUGGAAUAUCUCAUCAAUAGAUUGACAGAAAUUGAAAAUUUUAAAUAUUAAUGGAAUUUUUUUAUAUAGGUUGCUAUUUGAAAAUCAAAAGUAGGUAGUCGUUUCACCCCUAAAAAUUAAAGUGAUAAAAAAUAAUGUAAAUGUUUAAUUGUAGUUGCUUAUUUUUUAAAUUUUCUAUAUGCAGAUUUUGAAAUAAGUUAAUACUUUCCGAAAUAAUGAGUGUUUAAUAAUAAAAGAAUCAUCUGUUAUAUUGAUUAAUUUUGCAUAUUUUUAUAAUUUUUAAGAGAACAUAGGAAAACAUUUGUAGUUUUUUUUAAAAAAAUAUUAGCAUAAUAUUUUAGUUGUUUUAAGAUAAUAUAAAUUCAGACCAUAACCAUAAUCCGGAUCAAGUUAUUCGGAUAGUUAUCAAUAUUGAAGAUCAUAUUGAAAUGUGUUUUAGUUUAUUUUUGACAAUCAGAUAUUGCUUGUAGGUCUUUAAUUUAUAGUUUUCAUUAAUUGGGAUCAAUUAUUUUAAAAUCUGCUCUUGGAUUUAAGUGAACAAUAAUACAAUUUAAUGUUUGCAAGUUCAUGAUUAUUUAUAAUUGUUCAAAUUGCAAAUCAAUUUCAUUCUCAAUCAUUCCUUAAUCAUACAUAAAAUGUCUUGUAAAGAUACACAAUUUUUUUAACAUUAUAUUGGUGCUCUUUUUUUUUGUAGUCUUAAUAUAAUUUGUUUUAAUAGUAAAACCAUAAUUUUAUAAUGUUAUACCUGACAAACGUAUUCAAACCUUUAUAUUUUAUUUUGAAUUACUUUUCAUAAUAUUUUGAUUUUGAUAUUUUUGUUAGUUACUUUAUUAAUUAUGUACAACUUUUUUAACUAUUGAUAAUUGAACGCUGAGGCCACAUUAAUCCUAUGCACUUUAUAAAAAAGUGAAAAAACCUUUGGUUAUAAAAAUACAACUAUAAGAUAUUAUAUGAUUAAAUUAUUGUAAUUAAAAUAAAUAAAUUACUUAUUAAAAAGUAUGUUUUUAUUGUUUUACUCAAUUCUUCCCAAUUUGUGAAUAUGGUCUAAUGUUUAUUAUAAUACACUUAAUAUAUAGGUUAAAAUACAAGGACAAAAUGAAGAAAUGCUUUUAACAGCAUGUGAGCAAUUUUUAGGUAAGCGUAAAGAGGAGGUACAUGAAAUUGCAUUACAUACUCUCGAAGGCCAUCAGCGAGCAAUUAUGGGUUCUAUGACCGUAGAGGUAUUUUUGAGUUUAAAACUUGGUAUACAUAAACUAAUUUACUAUAUAUUAUUAUUAGGAAAUUUAUAAAGAUCGGAAAAAAUUUAGUAAACAAGUAUUUGAAGUUGCUUCUUCAGAUUUGGUCAACAUGGGUAUAACUGUCGUGUCAUACACAAUUAAAGACAUUAGAGAUGAAGAGGUAAGAUGUGAUUAAAAUGCUUUUAAAUUUAUUAAAAAUAUAAAGUUAAAUUAUUAUUCUGUAAACGUUUCUACCAGAAAUCUUCCUCUAAUGUAUCAAGUAUUCUAGUGUAACUUCUUUAAUGAAAGAAAAUUUAAUCUAGUUGGUACUUUAGAGUGCUUAUUUUUUGAUUUAUCAUGGGUUUUUGAUAAGAAAUGGGGAAAAACCGAGAAAAUCUAUAUAUAAAUAUAAAAGAAACUUCUGGUAUAUCGUUUCAUAAAAUUGUAAAUAAAAUUCCCCUCUAUAUCCUAUCUUCCCAACUUCUCACCAAAAUUAGUGGCCCACAUGUCGUGUGAAAUAUGUCCAUCUCUUUAGAGCUAAAUCUUCAUUUAUGCUUAAUGAAUAUUAAACAGUCAUCAGUGUUUAUAUUUUACAUAUACUUAAAUACUUUCAAAAAUAUAUUUUUCUUGAAUUUCUAUAAUUUCUAUUUUUUAAAUCAAUAAUAAUCCAGAAUAAUUUUUUCCCCACCUUUUAUAUACUGUAUUUAUAAUUUAAUAUAUAUAUAUUAAUUAUGUUUAGUCUUGUUUUUAGGAUGUAAAUUAUUAGCCAGUUAGACAAUUUGUUGGUAUUUGUUUUUCUAUUUUUUCUAUUUGACUUAUAUCCAAAACUGUGUUACCUACUACUUAUUAUUUAUAGUCACAUUCUAUUAAUUAAUUUCAACAUUUAGGGAUAUCUUAGAGCACUGGGAUUGGCUAGAACAGCAGAAGUAAAACGAGAUGCUCGUAUUGGAGAAGCUGAAGCAAAAAAAGAAACAACAAUUAAAGAAGCAAUGGCAGAAGAAGAAAGAAUGGCAGCUAAGUAAUUACUUUUUUAUUUUUUAAUGACAAAUUAGUUUAAUUAUUGAAUGAUCUUAUUUAAUUAUUCAAAACUAAAAAGUAAAAUAAAACAGGUUCUUUGAAUAUUUGGAAGCUCAUAAAAAAUAAAAAUAUAUUUAUGUUUUAAAAACAAUAGCAAUUUUCAAAAAAAGUCAUCAGAUAAAGUAAUUACUAAGUGUUAAAAAGAAGGAAAAUAUAUUGUAAUACAUUACCUGAUUAUUGAUUAUAGAAAUGUAUUAUUUUAAUUUUUAAUUUAGUAUACAUUUUAUCUAUUGACUAUUAUAAUUAGGUCAGAUAUUUGUCCUAAAACUUAUUAAAUAUAUAUGCCUUUAAAAUAACUUUAUUUUAUUAAAGUAUUUAUAUUUAAAAUCAAACCCUAGUGUUGAAUACUUUUAUAUUUUUACCACAUAUAUUUUUUAUUCAAUCACUUUCAUUUAAGUCUGGACAUAAAACCUAUUUAAAAAUAUAAAAAUGUAAGGUGACUAUACAAAUUCUCCAAAAAUGUUAUUCUUAUUUGUUUAUUGUUUCACAUGUUCAGAAGGUUAUCCAAAAAAAUCAAACUUUUAAUUUAAAGUACUUGUUAUUAAACGCAGUACAUAUAAUAUAUACUGCCAACAACGACUACAAGUAUUAAAUAAGUAUUUAAAUACUUUUUAAAUUAAAUCUCGGUGUGUGUACUUGAAUAAUUUUAAAAAGUAUCAUAAAGUAUAUAAGUAUAAAGUAAUAUAAAACUGUUUAAAUAAAUUAGAAAACCCUUAACAAUCUAUUUGAAUGAAUCAAAUUAAUAAUAUUUUAAGUAAACAUGGAUACUUAAGUAAUGAGUGAUAAUCUCACCUGCUCCUAUUUUUUAAUUCUAAACAAUUAUUCUUAAAUUAUCGAUUUGUUGAGUUCGAAAUUUAUUAAACAUAUAUGGAAACUAUUAUUUGUGCUUAAAAUUUACAAAAUAUUGAAAAUGCAAAAUAAAAUUAUUUACAUUUAUUAUCCCAUAAAUAUCUUCCCUAAUACUAUUUAAAACAACAAUAUACAAAAUAAAAUAAUAUAAUUUUGAAUCACUUAUAAAAAUUUAAUUUAUGCUAUUUCUCUUUCAGAUUAAUCAAUGAUACAGAAAUAGCUAAAGCUCAAAGAGAUUUUGAACUUAAAAAAGCAGCAUAUGAUGUUGAAAUUCAAACAAAGGUAAAAUAGCUCAGUGAUAAUUUUGUGUAUAUAUAGUACAAUUUGUCAAAUUAUGAAUUUUAAACAAUAUAGUUAAUACUUUUUUGAAGGUAUCAAAGAAGUAAUAUUAUUUUUUUUUUUUAAGAGUUGACAUUUUGACAAAAAUCUUAAACAAAAUCACCUCCCCAACGUUUACCUACUGUAACUUUGACAGUCUUGUAAACAGUAUCAACUUUUUUUUUUGUAAUCCAUUAAAAAAUAAUUGUAGACUGUUUAACUGAACAUUGAUAUUAAUUUUUUAAAAUAUAAUAUUUAAAUUUUAUAGAAAGCUGAAGCAGAAUUGGCUUUUGAACUUCAAGCUGCUAAAACAAAACAGCGCAUAAAAGAAGAACAAAUGCAAAUUAAUGUUGUAGAAAGAACUCAACAAAUUGCUGUCCAAGAUCAAGAAAUUCAAAGAAGAGAACGAGAAUUAGAAGCAACUGUUAGAAGACCAGCAGAAGCUGAAAAGUUUCGGUAAUACAAUAAAAAUUGUUUUCUUAUUUUGGACCACUUUAAUUUGGCAGAUCAAUAACUGUGUAUAUUACAGAUUUGAUUUUUUUUUUUAUUAUUUUAAAUCUUUGUUUAGAAACAGUAGAGUUUUCUAACCAUUUCUGAUUAAGAAAUAAACAUAAAUAGACAAGUGUUUUAGGUAUCUCGUCAUUUUUCAAAAAACAAUGUAACUUCUAUUCAAAUUGUUUAAAAAGUAAAGUAAUUAUAAUUUGUGUAUUAAGAUAGUAUUUAACAAAAUAUUGUUCAAGAGGUUAAUAUUCAAAAAUCAAAUAUAUAAAAGAUGGACAUAUUUCGAACGUGGAUGGGCCACUGUUAUAGGUGAGAAGUUAGGAAGGUGGGAAAUUUAAUGUAUAUCUGUACCGAAAGAUUAACCAUUAUUCAAGAAAAAAAAAUUCUGGGCGAAGUUUGGUUGAUAGUAUUGCUUUGUUUACAAUAUAUUUGUCAUUAUGGUCAAAUCAUAACAUGUGCAUUAAGCAUUUUCUUAAAUGUUUGUUUAAACAGGUACAAUAUUUGUUUAAUAUUGUCAUUAAAGUACACUUCCCUAAAACUGCAAGUUAUUUGCCAUAGAGUAUAUUAUUUAUCUUAGUUUGUGGUAUGUAAAUUAAAUUUGCUUAUAUGUUAUAUAUUUAACAUAUACAUUAUACAUGUAUUUAUUUAUAUAUAUUUGUAAUUAACAUUUAAAAGAGAAUAUAUUAGAAAUGUUUAUACACUAUUAUCAUUAUUUUUAAUUACAAAUUGAAAUAAAUUAAAUAUUGUUUUUAUAUUUAAUUCAUGAUAACAGUUUAGAGAAAUUGGCCCAAGCAAAUAAAACUCGAAUUAUAUUGGAAGCUGAAGCUGAAGCUGAAACAAUCAGGCUUAAAGGAGAAGCAGAAUCAUUUGCUAUACAAGCCAAAGCUAAAGCUGAUGCAGAACAAGCAAUGAAAAAGGCAGAAGCGUGGAAAGAAUAUAAAAAAGCUGCUAUUAUUGAUAUGGUUCUUGAAACAUUACCAAAAGUAAUUUAUUGUUUACACCUUUGGAUUAUAAAAAUUAUUUUAAUUUUUCUCUUGAUAAAAUAUGUUUAGCUUGCUGCUGAAGUUGCAGCUCCAUUUGAGAACACUAAAAAGGUUACAAUGGUGGCCAGUGGUGAUGGUGACGUGGGUGCUGUUAGAUUAACAAAUGAAGUUAUUCAAAUUGUUAAUAAAGUACCUGAAAUGGUAACUACAUUAACUGGAGUUAAAAUAAAUGAUAUCAUGUAAGUUUUUUUAAAAAGGUAUUAAUUAUAUUUGAUUUUUAAAGAACAUUUUUAGUUUAAUUUCUUUUAUUUACUAUUCAAAAUAGUAAUAUAUUGAUUCUGAAUCAAGUACCAAUGUGUAUAAUAUUCAUCAGAUUUAGCAUAUAGUUAGAUUUUUUUAUCUGCAGAUUCUAUCAUAUUAUGCCUGCAAUGUAUUCCAUAAACACUAUUAGAUACUUCUUCUUUAUUUAAUAUUUAUUAAUUAUGCUCAUAAACUCAUUCAAACUUCUACUAUUAAAUCUUACAAACAUAUUUCAUUUUUUUUCUUUCAAUGUUAUACUUUUGUUAAUUUUUCUAAUAAUUACUUACUUAAUUUCAGAAAAUUAAAUUAAAUUUUAAACAAAUUGAUUAAUAGAUCAAAUGAGAACACAUCAAUUAAUUUUAUAAAUUGUAAACCUAAUUAACAGGAAUUGUCAAAUACUAUUUAACUUUAAGAAUGUAAGAAAAAAAAUAUUCUUAAUACUGUUUAAAUACUACAUAGAGUAUAAAUAUAUAUUUAUUUUAACUUGUAACAGGAAUUUAUAAGAAAACAGGCUGGAAAUUCGAUCAACUUAUUUUUAUCAUUAUAUUUUUUAUAAUUAUGCUUAUGAACUUAUUCGUCUUCCUAUAUUUUUCAAGUAAACAAAGAACAAUAGGUAUAUUGUUUAAACAGAGCAUACAAUUUUUGCAGUUUAUUCAAUGUGCUUAAUAUUAAUUAAUUAUUUUACUUUAUCUAUUGCUUUUACUAUAUUUUGUAUGUAUGUAUGUGUUGUGCUCAUGUGUUUAUAUUUUAUGUAUAAUUUUAUCAGUUAUUUAUGCUACUCUCAAUUUACUAAGAGUACAUUUGCCUUAUAUCCAUUUAAUUUUUAAUUAUUAUUUACUUAGCCAUAAAUUAAUUAACUUAAUUUUUAUUUUUUUAUUUUAUAUAAUAUAUUUUUUUUUCAAUAAAAUGAUAUUAUUUUAUUUAUUGGAAAACAAGAAUAUGUCUAUGCUUUAUCUAGGUACUGUAAAAUAUAUAAUUAAUAUAUUUUAAUGGAGCCAAAAAUGUUUAAAAUAUAAUAAGUUAAUUGAAUAUAUAAUAUUAAACAAUAUUCUUUCAAGUUUGUAGUUUACCAAUAUUCAAUAAUUGUGUGUGCUUAUUAUAAUUAUACUUAUAUUCUAAUAAACACUUUUCUAUUCAUGAAAUAAAUACAGAAUUUGUUUUAAUGUUUUCCUUUUUUAUUUUUAUUCAAAUGUUAAUACUCAAUUAAAAAAGAAAUUUAUUGUAUUCUUUUUGAGAUUUUGAUCAGAGAUAGCUUGAGAGAAAGGAUAAUAGUAUUCAUAUUCAGGAUUUAAGUAUUUAAUUAUUUAAUGAUAUGUAUGGCUUGGAUUUUUAUGUAAUAAAAGUUGAAAUAUGUAAAUAUUUAUGUUAUUUUUGCCAGAC